This is a messenger RNA of Bacillus rossius redtenbacheri, 2044 nucleotides long. RefSeq names its product carbonyl reductase [NADPH] 1-like. The record is from RefSeq and is a predicted model, not a curated record. Bases 340 to 1188 code for a protein of 282 amino acids. The transcript is spliced from 6 exons. Gene Ontology annotation, molecular function: carbonyl reductase (NADPH) activity. NCBI's taxonomy places the organism in Eukaryota, Metazoa, Arthropoda, Insecta, Phasmatodea, Bacillidae.
UUUUUACAAAGCAUGAUUCUCCAAUUUCCAACAUACUUAUUUUAGGAUCCAUCGUACCUGCAAAAAAAUUUGUAUAAACUGAAACUAUCCAUACAAAUAUGUCUUUAUUUGCUCUUUUGGCUGCGCUAUUUAGUACUUUUUAUUUAGAUCUAGUUUUUUUUUCCCCUGCUUAAGUUGGAACAAAAUUAGUUUGUAAGGUGGGGACCCUGAUGUUUAUCGGCCGUGUACGUGUACCAAUGACGAUAUACGACGUUUUAACCGGUUGUAACGGGAGAACAUAAAUUGCGUUAAGAAUUUAAAGCAAGCGUUUUGAACCCGAUUGUUUUAGUUGUAUCUAGGAUGAAGAAGGUCGCUGUUGUUACAGGCGGCAACAGGGGCAUAGGCUUCGGCAUCGUGAAGGGACUGUGCCAGAAGUACGAUGGGGCAGUGUACCUGACGGCGAGGGACGUGGGGCGUGGCCAAGCCGCUGUGGCAGAACUGCAGAAAUUGGGUUUGAAGCCUAACUUCCAUCAGCUGGAUGUGGAUGAUCAAACGAGCAUCGACAAGUUCAGGGAUUACCUGAAGGAGAAGUACGUUGGUCUGGAUGUUUUGGUCAACAACGUUGGUAUUGCUUACAAGCACGACGCGACGGAGCCCUUCGGCGAGCAGGCGGAGAACACGAUAAAGACGAACUACUUCUCGCUGCUGAACGUGUGCCACGCGCUGUUCCCGCUGCUGCGUCCGCACGCGCGCGUCGUGAACCUCUCCAGCUCGAUGGGACACCUGCUCAAGAUCCCGGGCGAGGAGUUGCGGGGGCGCCUGGCCGACCCCAACCUCACGGAGGAGACCCUCGGUGCGCUCAUGUUGGAGUUCGUGGAGGCUGCCAAGCGAGGGGAUCACACGAAGCUCGGGUGGGGCAACUCUGCCUAUGCCGUCUCGAAGGUGGGGGUGAGUGCCUUGAGCUUCAUUCAGCAGCGAGCGUUCGACAAGGACCCGCGCGAAGACCUGGUCGUGAACGCAGUGCAUCCUGGGUACGUCGACACGGAGAUGACCAGCCACAAGGGGCCGCUGACCAUAGAGCAAGGUGCUGAGGCCCCGGUGUACCUCGCCCUGCUGCCCCCCGGAGUGAAGUCCCCACGAGGAGAGUAUGUGUGGUGCAACAAAGAGAUAACAGACUGGGUCAAGGGGCCCACUCCCUCAGAGUACUGAGUUGGCUCUCUCUCUUGACUGUCUCCUCUGCUCUGAUUCAGUUUAGUAUGCGUUAAUUAUUAAUGUGCUUCACGACAAUGUGACACUUUAAAGCUUAUUCUCUGACGAAAUAAAAAUUUAAGUCACACAAGUUUGUAUCUUUAUGUUAUUUUCAAGACAUUACAAAAGUGUGAUGUUUAUUCUCUUCGCAUGACAGAUGACGUGUUAGUAGAGCAUUUAGUAAUUAAUACUAAACUGUGGAAUAAAUGAGUAUUAUUUUCAUUCCUUAUCAUUAGAGAUAAGAUUUUAGGGUUUUAUAUUUGGUUCCAUUUCAUUUAAUAAGUAUAAGAUUUAGCUGUAAUGAAUUUUAUGAGGAGUAUGUUGGCAGUUACAAGGGAGACAAAAUCAGGAUCGAGAUUGUGCAAGCUAGACCAGUAAAAGACUUGAAUGAUAUCUUGGAAAAAGCAAGAAUGAGAUGGCAUGGACAUGUGCAGAGAAUGAGAAAAGAGAGGCUGCCUAGGAAAAUGAUGGAAUUGAAGCACACAGGAAAAAGACUCCAAGGAAGACCAAGGAGGAGAUGGAAAGAGCAGAUAGUUAAAGGAGUGCAGGAGAGAGAAGAUUGGAAUAAAGUGAAGGAUGAAGAAUGUUGGAGGAACAGCGGAAGAUACAGGCAUUUUACUUUGCUGAUGCUGCCACAGGCUGGAAGCAGUUGAUGAUGAUGGUGGUGGUUUAUUUUUAAGAUUAUGUUUAUUCACUAAGGUGGGACAAUAGUCGACAUACAAGAUGAUAAAAAGUUUUAUUUUUUUAUAUAUAUAAAUUAAUACAAUGUUUUAUUGUGAAACAAGUUGUAAUUUUUCUAAUAAAGAAUUUAAAGUUU